Messenger RNA from Linum tenue, 354 nucleotides. Lineage: Eukaryota; Viridiplantae; Streptophyta; Magnoliopsida; Malpighiales; Linaceae. The record is from the annotation of a GenBank genome assembly.
AUGGUGGUUAGCUUGGGAUCAGUCAACUGCGAGGUGGACGUUCUGGAUCCAACUUACGGAUUCACAGAGCUGCCCCUCAACACUUCCAAUCACCGCAUUCACACGCCCUACGACUUGCCGGAAUCUCAACGGUACAGCCUCGUCGACGGAGUCCACAAGCUGUGGGUCUACUCGACGGACAGGCCACAUUACAAUGGCAGCACCACCGAGCCGAGAUCAGAGAUCAAGAUAGCCGAUUAUACGUACAAUUCAGGGAUUUGGCAAUUUGAAGGGCAGGGUUACGUGCCCAAAGGUACCAACGGGGUGUCCAUAAUGCAGUGUUUGGGGGAAGCAACGGUCGCGCAACCAGCUUGA